Messenger RNA from Heteronotia binoei (common prickly gecko), 1166 nucleotides. RefSeq names its product interferon-inducible GTPase 5-like. Gene Ontology annotation, cellular component: membrane. The record is from RefSeq and is a predicted model, not a curated record. Gene Ontology annotation, molecular function: GTPase activity; GTP binding. Lineage: Eukaryota; Metazoa; Chordata; Lepidosauria; Squamata; Gekkonidae.
AUGGAGCUGAUAGAAACAAAAGGGAUGCUGGGCUCAAGAAAUAACUAUUUAAAUUUAUUAAAGAAUACCACUCUUGACAUCACCAUCACAGGGGUGGCAGGUGUUGGAAAAUCAUCACUAGUCAGUGCCCUGCGAGAAAUGCCAGACUAUGGAGAAGGUGCAGCUAAGGUUGGAAUAGUGGAGACAACACUGGAAACAAAGAGAUAUUCACAUCACACAUUCCCCAAAGUAACAAUAUGGGAUCUUCCAGGAAUUGGGACUCCCCAAUUUGAACCAAAGAAAUAUUUGAAGAAGGUCAAUUUUAAGCAGUACGAUUUCUUCAUCAUUGUUGUCUCAAAUAGCUUCACUAUGAAUGAUGCCCUCCUGGCUCGUGAAAUUCAGAAGAUGAAGAAGAAGUUCUACUACAUGCGUACCAAAGUGGACGUCAGUAUAGAAACUGAAGGAAGGAAACCAGACUUCGUUGAGGAGAGAUGCCUGGAGAAGAUUAGGAUAUACUGCAGUGAUAAUCUGACAAAGGGGAGAGAAUCUGUUCCAAUGGUUUUCCUCAUCUCCAGGUGGGAUUUGCAGAUGUAUGAUUUCCCCCGCCUUCAAGAGACCCUGGAGAAUGACUUGGAUGGCCUCAAGAGAGAUGUUUUAAUUGCAGCUUUGCCAGCUUUCUCCAAAGAAAUCUUGGAGAAGAAAAAGGCUGCUAUGGAGGCCCUGAUAUGGAUAAUAGCCCUUAUGUCUUGUGGCAUUGGGGCUAUUCCUGUCCCUGGCCUCUCUCUUGCCUGUGAUAUCACCAUCUUGGCUGGAACAAUGAGAUAUUUUUAUGAUGUCUUUGGCUUGGAUGCAUAUUUCCUCCAUAGACUCGCGAACCAGGUAGGCAAACCUGUCGUCUUGCGAUCAGCUAUCAAAAAGUCCCCCAUGGCCAGCCAAAUCACCACUGAAUUUGUGAUUGAUCUGUUGACCAAGUCAUUAUUGUGUGGAACAGUGAUGGCGGUUGAAUUGGCUCUUGAUUUUGUACCUGUGUUGGGCUCUCUUACUGGUGGGGCACUUUCUUUUGUAACAACAUUCUACAUAUUAAAGAGCUUUCUGCAUGAUGUUGUGGAAGAUGCUGAGAAUGUCCGGGCCAAAGCUACAGAGUCCUGAGACCAGUAAAGGGUCAAGACACCUUAUGGGGAGAACUG